Molecule: messenger RNA, 725 nt
Organism: Metopolophium dirhodum (rose-grain aphid)
Lineage: Eukaryota; Metazoa; Arthropoda; Insecta; Hemiptera; Aphididae
Exons: 3
Coding region: 286-606 (106 amino acids)
Source: RefSeq, a predicted model, not a curated record
GGCGGGAACGGUCUCGUCUUAUCACAGAAACACGGUGAAACGGAACUUCCGGAACUUAAGAGUACGGAACCUGUUUGCUGUUAUAUUAUAGUUCAGUUACGUCUUGUUGUCUCGUGCUCUUGUCUAUGUGCUGAACUGCUGAAGGCAGAACUACAACCAAGUACAGAGAACCACAACAACUAGAACUAACUACAACGUUCAAUGAUUACGAAAGCGACGACGAGUGACUGAAGAAAAUUGUUUUUAAUUAUUAUUUGAUGUACCUUAUUGUUCUUAUUGAGAACUAUGGACGAUGCCAUACAGCACUUGGAACAAGUCGUGACUAAUAUCGAAAAAAGAAUAGACACUUUGAGUUGGAAAAUAAAAAAAUUUGAACGGGUUCUGUUCUCAGAAAAUGAAACGUCCCACUCAUGUAAAAUGAUAUCCAUGAUGGCCAAUUUAGAAGAAACAUGCCGUAAGUAUAAUGAAAUAAUAUUGUUGGUGACCAAACAUAAAAAUGAACAAAAUGCAUUCACUGAUACAUUACAACUUCAAGUAAAUUUAGUAAAAAGCAAAGUCGAAACUUUACGAGCAAUUAUGACAAAAGGAAGAACAAUUGAGCUUUAACUUAAUAAUCUAGUAUUAUUAUUAAUAUAUAAAUAAAUAGAUGUAAGCAAAGAUAUUAUUUUCAUAUUAUAUAUAUUUAUUUUUUAAGAUAUUUUGAAUAAAUGAACAAUAGUAUAAUA